Stegostoma tigrinum is the source of this 3647-nucleotide messenger RNA. Its product is annotated as transmembrane protease serine 11C-like. Bases 162 to 1061 code for a protein of 299 amino acids. NCBI's taxonomy places the organism in Eukaryota, Metazoa, Chordata, Chondrichthyes, Orectolobiformes, Stegostomatidae. Gene Ontology annotation, biological process: proteolysis. The transcript has 7 exons. Gene Ontology annotation, molecular function: serine-type endopeptidase activity. The record is from RefSeq and is a predicted model, not a curated record.
AUUACCUGCUUCAGUAGUUUAUUUACAUCCAUCCCAUUUUCACUCUUUGGGCGGGGCAAAAGAAUGAAUGAGGAUAUUAAGGACUAUCACCCCUACUAACCACAACAUCACUUUAUAAGAGGAACAUUGAGAUUUGAAGGAUUUAAAAUUUACUCUGGAAAAUGAAACUUUCAAAAGGAUUAAUGUUGGUGCUUGCAAUCAUGGGGCUUGUUCUGGUUCUUUUGGCAGUCGCAGCUAUUAUUCUAGCAAAACUUCUGACAGAAGGUGGUUUAACAAAGGAGACUACAGAGUCUGUAUAUGAUGAGUUAGUGAACCAGACCUUGAUAAAUAGAAAUUGUGGCUCCAGACCUGCUUUUUCCAGUAGGAUUGUUGGUGGGACAAACUCUGUGAAUGGUGAAUGGCCUUGGCAAGUUAGUCUCCAAAUCGGAUCACACGUCUGUGGUGCCUCCAUCAUCUCUGACAAAUGGCUCAUCUCUGCAGCUCAUUGUUUUCAGAAAGCAUUCGCCAACCCUUCUAACUGGAAAGCUUACAUGGGAUCAAUUUUUGUUGGACGUGGUAUAUCCAGAACCAUCACUGAAAUCCACGUCCACCCUAACUAUAGCAUCCCAAUGAACUUUAACAAUGAUAUUGCAGUACUGGAGCUUUCUUCCCCUGUCAACUUCAAUAAGUUCAUCCAGCCAAUUUGUCUCCCAUCGAGUCGUGAAGUCAUCUCUGCUGGUCGAAAAUGCACAAUCACAGGAUGGGGAGCGCUUGCCUUUCAAGGCCCACCUGCAAAGAUCCUUCAAAAAGCAGAAGUGAAAAUUAUCAAUGACAAACGAUGCAAGAGUACUUUUGGAAACCAAAUUAGUGAUACGAUGCUGUGUGCCGGUAUCUUAGCUGGAGGAGUCGAUGCCUGUCAGGGUGAUUCAGGAGGUCCACUGGUUUGUCAGAGAUCAAAUAACACUUGGUUUCUAGCUGGGAUCGUGAGCUUUGGUAUUGACUGUGCAAGGCCAAAUAUCCCUGGAGUGUAUGCUCGUGUUACAGCUCUUAGAGACUGGGUGCAGCAGAAAACUGGAUUGUAGAUAGAACUAUUUCCCAACGUGUAGCUACUGAAUGAACCAUGGCGUCAAAAAAGCCACAAUAAAGCCACAAAUGCAGUGGUUCCAUUCAUCUGACAAGUAACCACAUUUUUUUUCUGAGCGGGUGAGUGAGAAGAAGGCAUCCUGAUCUGACAUCAGUAUUCAUUCAAUUCCGUUGUUGAUUCAUGAAUAGGAUCCAGGAACGGAACUCACAACGUUAAAAGCACAUGAGGAUAAUAAAGCUGUAGUCCACGGACCCCAGCUUCUGGCAAAGCUCACCACAAAUCAGAAAAGCUCUUUGAAUGCUCUAUCAGUUUAAGUGUAGUAUUUUCUGAUAUUAUUUCCUGGAUUAGUAAAGUAGUGUUUAAAGACACAUUUCUUCAUGUGAUUUACAGCAGAUUUGUGUUUCAGUUUAAUGAGCUGGGAGAAGUUAUGCGGGGAUUUGGAGAGGCCAUGAAAGUUCUUGAUGCCAUGAUGGAAGGAUUCUGAAUGAAGUCAAAAAUGCUGGAAAUACUCAGCAGACCAAGCAGUGUCUAGGGAAACAUAAAUAUAACACUUCGGAUCAAAUACCUACUCUCAGAACUGGGACUGGCUCGCACUUGUUAUCUUUUUAAUUCAAAGAAUGUUUGCAUGGGAUUCUUUUGACUUUUGGUAAAAUCAAAUUAGCUGCUGGUUAUAUAAAAUGAAAAAUCAGUACGAAAAAUCGAAAAUCAGGAGAAGUGCUCAAUAUUAUGUUACCUACUUUGCACCAACAUGAGAAGUCAAUGCUAUCCCUUCAUGCCCAAACCAAAUAAAUAAAAAUUAAGCUUUUGAAGGGAUUUUUCAUUGUAAAAAAAGAUGCUACGGAUAACACCCAUCAUUCUAUAAUUGUUUUCUAUCACUUGAUUAGAGUUUAGAAUCACCUAAAAUACAGUUUCUGUGGAUUAUUCAUUGAUAAUUCACAAACAUGCAGAAUUUUAUGUUUUUCUUGAAUGUUUAAUGCUUCAAGCAACACUCAAAUGUGGUAAAUGUCCACAACAUCAAAAGUACUGUAGUGAGGUAAAUUAAUGUCAUAUUCUGCUGGUUGAAAAUCAACUCUAUACUUCCUGUUAGAACUUUGUGUUGAAUAAAUCUGAGAUGUAAUCAUGUGAUGCAAUGGCCUAGAUACUAAACUUAUCCUGGGUUCAAGGUCAAUUCAAUUCUCUGGCAUCAAUGCCCUGUUAUGUUACAUGUAAUGACCCACUGUAAGUUAAUAAUUAACAUCUUCUCUUUAUAGGUACAGGAGUAAAAGAUUCCUUCUCUCACAUAUAUUCCAACAUUUAAAUAGAUCAUGAUUAAUCCUGUUGCCCAAUUUUAUCAGAUCCAGCAGAAAAGAGUUCAACACUCACGCUAACCUUCAUUGAAAAAUGUAUUUCUUGAUUUCAUUCCUAAAUGGGCCAGCUCAAACUUGAAGCUGUGUUCCCCCUUUUCUGGAUUCCUAUUUUCAGGGGGCAUAGACCUAAAGUACAAUUUGGCAUAUAUUAGUAAUGUUGGCCACAUAAGCCUGGUGACUAUCGAUUUUGGAAAUGGAAAAUAGUGAGCUGACAUCAGAAAACUGCACGAUUGUGAAAGAGAGCCAGAACAGAGGGGGCAUUACUCUGUGUCCAGUUGUGUACAGCCUAAUGUUAGAGAGCUGGCUGGUUGCUUUUCUAAGAUGAUGGAUGUCUUUGAAACAACAUGCUGUGUAGCAUGAAUACUGGAAAUCUGAAAUAAAAACACUGGAAAUGUCCAGCAGAUCGCUUGAUCAUUGGAGAUAUAAAUAGAGUUGAUGUUUCUGGUCAAUAUUUUAUUGGUAUACUUCUGAUAAAAUGUCAUGACUGAAUAUGCUAAUUCUAUUUCUCUUUCCACAGAUGCUACAAGAAAUGCUUGAGUUUCUCUAGUAUCUUUCUAUCAUUAUUUCGCUUUCUCCAGUGUGGCAGAUUUCUAGAUCCCUCACGCUAACAAGCAUCGAAUUCAUUUAAAAAACUUGUUCUGCUUUCAGUAGUUUCCAUCCUCCGCACACCCACGCAGAUUUGCAAUCAACAGGUGAUCUUGUGAAACAAGUUCCUGAAGGUCAACAGAACAAUAAAAGCACAAGGAUGGUUUGCACAAGCUUGCCUUGAAUUCCCUUGAACAUUGAGGAGUCAAGGAGUGAUCUAAUUGAGGUUGUUAUGACAUUAAAAGGAUUUGUUAUGUGGGAUUAUGAGCGAGGGAUUUAGACCACUUAGAAGCAAAAAUAGUUUGAGGAAGAGUUUAAUUGUAGUCUAAUUAAUGGAGUAGCCUUGGUGGAUUGCCAUUCUCAACAUUCUAAUGUUUUUCUAUGUUAAAUAAAACAAAAAUCUCCUCACUGGUUUCUGGGCUACUCUUAAGUUAAAGUGAAGGUAAGGUAUUAGAACAGAAUGAAGAAAGCUUCAUUCAUCCCUCGUGUUUCCAUGCUUUUCUUAGUGCUGCAGAGGUUUGUUGCGAAUAUCAGAUACCUUUUGGGUAAAAUUGGUAAUUUACUCAUACUAACAUUUCCUUUCCUCAGUAAACAUUGGAAUUCAACAAUUUUAUUGUUAAAGUGUAACAGUAAAAGUCCUCAGUGAGGCCGAC